Molecule: messenger RNA, 750 nt
Organism: Branchiostoma belcheri (Belcher's lancelet)
Lineage: Eukaryota; Metazoa; Chordata; Leptocardii; Amphioxiformes; Branchiostomatidae
Exons: 1
Coding region: 1-750 (249 amino acids)
Source: RefSeq, a predicted model, not a curated record
AUGCAGAUGCAGGAUAAAACAACCUGCCUGGACACAGUAUCUGUCAGCACAGGACUUAAAAUCAGUAAAAAGAAAACAGAACUCAUGAAGAUCAACACCACAAAUAGUACACCAGUCAUCAUUGGAGGGGAAGAGGUGAAGGAGACGGAAGCCUUUGUGUACUUGGGUAGUGUGGUCGACCGACAAGGGGGCACGGAUAGAGAUGUAACAGCAAGGAUUGGGAAGGCAAGGGCAGCGUUCAUCAUGCUAAGGAAGGUCUGGGCCUCUAGAGGGAUUCGCAGAGCCACUAAACUUCGCAUCUUCAACUCCAACGUCAAAUCAGUCCUCCUCUAUGGAUCAGAAACAUGGCGAACAACAAGAGCCACACAGCACAGGUUACAGAUCUUCAUCAACACCUGUCUCAGAAGAAUCUUUAAGAUCAGGUGGUGGGACAGAGUCAGCAACCAGGAGCUGUGGGACAGAGCAGGUCAGAAACCCAUCAGAGAACAGAUUUUAAAGAGGAAAUGGUCCUGGAUAGGACACACGCUGAGGAAGGCCAACUCUAGUAUCACUCAGCAGGCCCUGACCUGGAAUCCGCAGGGGAAGAGAAGGAGGGGUAGACCUAAGAACAGCUGGAGAAGGGACACGGAGGAGGAGAUGAGGAGUAUCAGCACCAGCUGGCAGGACCUGAGAAAGAAGGCCCAGAGACGAGUGCAGUGGAAGAACAUCAUCGGUGGCCUAUGCCCUGGCAGGGGCGAAGGGCCUAAGUAA